Sycon ciliatum is the source of this 1814-nucleotide messenger RNA. RefSeq lists its product as uncharacterized. Lineage: Eukaryota; Metazoa; Porifera; Calcarea; Leucosolenida; Sycettidae. The record is from RefSeq and is a predicted model, not a curated record. Bases 201 to 1640 code for a protein of 479 amino acids. Gene Ontology annotation, molecular function: protein binding. The transcript has 4 exons.
ACUUGACGCGACUCAUUGAGCAUGACCAAAAAAUGUCAUGACAUUGUAGUUACCUGUCUCUAGACUUACCUUACAAAGUAGUUAGUUGGACCUCGAACUAACUAACUAAUUAUAGAUUAGUGAACAAUGAAACCAAGGCACAACAAGAAUCGACAACUUAGAUUCAGUCCGACUCCUGUUAGCGAACUAUUGCAGGCAGAAUGAGCUCAGCUCAGGGACUGCUUCUUCACGUUGCCGUGCUCCUGGCAAGCGCUCCAUUAUUAAUCCAGCCUGUGCAAAGUGUGAAGCAUCCGAAAUGGCAUUUGAAUGAAGGAAUCGGCUCCAGUUCGUGGUUAGAAGAGCUGAGUGGGCGACUGACAUCGGGCCAACGCAAUACAGUCUCCGGAUGGGAUCAUGCGGCUUCAGAGCAGCUAUCGAAUUGUGCGGAAAGUGCACUGCAAGGUUUGAACGCAUUGUAUUGGGCGACUGGAGGCGAAACAUGGUCGCAAGAUAGCCGAGAUGGUUGGAACAAAACCAAACAAUGCUGCAGCUGGAAUGGUGUUGCGUGUGAGUCGAGUGGACAAGUAACUAAGCUUUCACUCAUCCAUAGCAACUUGACUGGAGAUAUUCCAGAGGAAUUCGCUGCCAGUGAAUCGCUACAACAAUCACUGACCGUCCUAAUGCUUGGGGAAAACAGGAUCAAAUCAUUGCCCGAGAAUAUCGGCCUCCUAUCAAAUCUGUUGUUUCUUGAAAUCAACGACAAUGGUGGAUCUUUGAAUUUGCCUGAGAGUCUGGGAGAUACUUCACUGGUCUAUCUUCGCAUUGGUAACGGCACAGAACACCCUCCGUAUGAAGGCACUCGUCUGGUGACCAUCCCCGAUAGUCUGGCAUCUUUGAAACGACUGAGAGUGCUGGAUCUCAACCACAACAGUUUGACGGGCCAGCUGAAUCCGGACAUCCUCAAUCUACCAGAUCUAGAGGUAAUCGAUUUCAGCUUGGGUCAGGUGAUGAUCGACUUUCCCGGCAAUGGAUUCUCAAAGUUGAGGAAGCUUCGCCACCUUGCAUUGGACUACAACGUGCUGGUGGAGCUGCCGGAUAACAUCCACCAAGCAAAGAAACUGGAGUAUUUUAGUGUGAGCCCCGAGCCCGGUGUGUUCCAUGGCAAGCUGCCAGAGUCUAUCGGACAGCUGACUAACUUGACGUACUUGAGUUUCACAGGCAACUACAAUGCACAGGCACCGAUACCCUCAUCGAUUUGGAACAUCACCAGUUUACAGUACAUGGACAUAAGCUAUAACUCGAUAGCUGGAUCAUGGCCGGAGACAUUUGAACAGCAUGGUAACUUGACCUAUUUGGAGAUGGGUGCAAUGAUGUUUGGUCAUCUGCCAGAUAUACUCGGUCAGCUAACCAACUUGACUCAUUUUGGAAUACGCACAAAUCAGCUGACUGGGCCCAUACCUGAGUCGCUUGGAAGCCUGUCAAAGCUGAAGUUCUUCAAUGUUGCGGGUAACGGGUUAAAUGGCACAAUACCUGGCUCACUGAAAAGCUUCCUACCGGGCCUGGUGGAGUACAGUUGUCAGAUGGACUCAAACGAUUUCUCAUGUCCAAUUCCAUCCUUUGUGCCAUCGUACUGUGGUGCAACAUGUAGCCCAGUGAAAUGAACAGCAUACAAAACACCAGAACACGAAUUUUGAAAGAAUUUAGAUGGUCAAAUAAACGAUGGCAAUUAUCAUAAUUAUGGCAAUACUGUAAACUGCCUAAUAUUCGCGACGGAUUAGUGUUCGCUAUUUUCGCGAGAAGAGAGUAACGCGAAUAUUAACCAUCGUGAAAUCUAA